Molecule: messenger RNA, 1703 nt
Organism: Daucus carota subsp. sativus
Lineage: Eukaryota; Viridiplantae; Streptophyta; Magnoliopsida; Apiales; Apiaceae
Product: basic leucine zipper 61
Exons: 4
Coding region: 142-1020 (292 amino acids)
Biological process (GO): positive regulation of DNA-templated transcription
Cellular component (GO): nucleus
Molecular function (GO): DNA-binding transcription factor activity; DNA binding
Source: RefSeq, a predicted model, not a curated record
GAAUCUCAACAUUUGCUAAACAUUUCUAGUUUGCUUUUCAGUUACGAGCUCAACUCUAAAUUUAGUUGGUCGUUGCAAAAAUCUCUCCUCUCUAUAUCUUCUCAAUCUCGCUCCUAAAUUUCGGUUGUGUGGGUUUUCUGCAUGGCGCAAUUACCGCCCAAAGCGCCCACCAUGACCCACCACAACUGGCCCACCGCAUUCCCUAAUUACCACCACAUGAUGCCACCUUCCGCCGCACAGCCGCCUUAUUGGGUCGACGAGUUCCUCGAUUUCUCGUCCUCUCGGAGAAACUCGCACCGCCGUUCCGUCAGCGAUCCUAUCGCAUUCGCCGAAGUUCAAUACGGGGAUGAUUGCAGUAAUGGUGGUAAUGCUAAUAUUGGGUUUGAUCGGUUGGAUGAUGAGCAGCUUUGUAACAUGUUUUCCGAUGAGGUUCCGCCGACGGUGCCGUCGACGUCGAAUCCGUCGACGUCGUCGGAUCAUAAUAGUGAGAAUGAGCAGGAGAAGGCGGGUCUGAUGACUCCUCAGAUGCCGAAGAAAGAGCCUGCGGAGGUGGACAGCGAAUGCGAGCCGGAGAUGAUUCGGGGGCAGACAUUUUCGGCCGGUAAAGAUGACGGCGAUACAGUCAUCGUGGAUCCGAAGAGAGUCAAACGAAUUCUGGCAAAUCGGCAAUCGGCGCAGAGAUCUCGGGUGAGAAAGCUACAAUACAUAUCAGAGCUGGAACGGAGCGUCACCUCGUUACAGACAGAGGUAUCUGCAUUGUCACCGAGAGUUGCAUUUCUAGACCAUCAAAGAUUGAUUCUCAACGUGGACAACAGCGCUCUUAAGCAACGCAUUGCAGCUUUGGCUCAAGACAAGCUCUUCAAAGAUGCGCAUCAAGAAGCAUUGAAGAAGGAGAUAGAGAGGUUAAGGAGAGUGUAUCAAGAUCAGAGUCUGAAGAAGAUGGACCAGGACGGCAGCGUCGUGCCACCGCCGGAAGCGGCGGCGGCGGCGGCCACCAACGACCAUGAACGGGAACAAUAAUGAGCAGGGAAGGACAGGAUGUGAGAUGAAUCUAUCUACUCUAUCUAUCUAAUCUUUAGAUGUGUGUGAUUGACGUUGUGGUACACUUUGUGUUGCUUAACCUGCGCACUCACGUGAUGUGUUCUUUCGUUCUCGUCAAGUGGUCCCCACCAUCUGACAAGCUCAUGGAGCUUGAGUGCGUGACAGUGACGCGUGGACUGUUGGAAUGGGAUGGGUAUUUAAGUAUUUAACCAAUAACCUUUUUUAUUUAAUUCUAUUCUUAUUCUUAAUUAUUAUUUGUUAGUACAUUUUUUAUCAGGGAAAUUGGGGUCUUUGCAUUAGUAUUUGACUACCCUCCAUCUAAUUAUGAUUUUAAAUCUUUAUUUGGGGGGUUUUAAGUUGUUAAAUUGAAUUGAAUUGAAUUAGAUUGUAGGGGGAACAAAAGAUGGUGGGGGUAUAUUGUUCAUGUGGGAGUGUGGGCUUGUGGUUUCUGUGAAAUGUAUGUAUAUUUUUACACUAUGUAUGGGGUAGGGGCGUAGGGUACCCUUGAAGAUAAUGCUAACGUUUGAUGCCAUUCCUCAUUUUGCUUUGCUUUUGCGUGUUGGGGGUCACUGUUGGAGGGUUGUAUGACUUUAAUUAUUUUCUUGCUUUGUAAUCGAAAAAAAGAACAAGUUGUUGAAUACAAAGUUGUUGUGUUUAGUUUC